CACCCACUCUCUCUUUGUUCUUGCAACAGAGCAGAUGUUGUGAGAAGGAAGAAUGUUACAGUGGAUUUGAUCCACCCCCCUCCCCAUGGGUGGUGACAGCAGUGAAUCUGGAGCCCAUCUCCUCCUCUUACUGAGCUUCGUAAUGAGAAUUCACCUCGUAAUCACUGGGCUGUUUCUCAACACUUGAGUCAUUUUAAACUGAAUAAGGAUUUCAGCCAGGGAGUUCAUCAUUUUGUUUCCAGAUGUGUGUGUGUGUGUGUUGCUGUAGUUCCCUGCAUGAUGAUGGGUAAAAUAAAGGCGACGUCCAGAUCCUUUCUCACACAGAGAGGAAGAAACCUUGCUGAUUUCUAUAUACAGUAAAACAAGCUGUGAGACAGUGAUGAUCGGGCUGCAGUGUCUCUGUGUUUCACAUCAUGUUUGUGGAAGGAGGGAUGCACUUUCCAGCGUCACGUCCCUUUGAGAGAUGGGUGGAGUUUGCUCUGUUGUAACAGUGAUUGAAGACGAUGGCUAGAAGAGUGUGGAGCUGCUUCUCCAGCAUCUCCACUGCUGUUCUCUAUGGCUCCCUCUCUCUGUUCGUUUCCAUUCUGCACAACGUUUUCCUGCUUUACUACGUGGACACCUUCGUGUCCGUCUACAAGAUUGAUAAAGUCUCCUUCUGGGUUGGGGAGACAGUGUUUCUCAUAUGGAACAGCUUGAACGACCCUCUCUUUGGCUGGAUCAGUGAUCGCGCCUUCCUCGGCUCACAGCACGCAGGGGUUCGGAUCUCAAACCCACAGGUGGUUCUGAAGAGGCUGCAGGCUCUGUCACGGACUGGCCCCCUGUUUGCACUCUCCUUCCUGGCGUUCUGGGUGUCCUGGGCCAGGCCUGGGUUUCAGUUCCUCGUCUGCCUGUGUCUCUACGAUGGCUUCCUCACUGUGGUGGACCUCAACCACAAUGCCUUGCUGGCGGACCUGGCCGUGUCGGCCAGCGAGAGGACUCGGCUGAACUUCCAGUGCUCGCUGUUCAGCGCCCUGGGCUCCCUGUCCGUCUUCAUGUCCUACUCCUUCUGGGACAAGGAGGACUUCUUCUCCUUCAGAAUGUUCUGUGUGGCGCUGGCUGCCCUCUCCAUCCUGGGCUUUAGCGUGGCCUGCUGGCUCCUGCGGCAGAGGUUUCAAGGCAGAGCCAGGCGAGACGAGGAGGAGGACUCUGUCCUGAAAGAGCUGUGUGUUGGACAGGCCCCUCUUGCUCAGGAGAAGGAGCUGACUCUGGGGCAGUACCUGAAGCAGCUCUCCAAACACACAAACUUCCUCUGGUUUGCCUCCAUGAACCUUGUCCAGGUGUUUCACUGCCACUUCAAUAGCAAUUUCUUCCCACUGUUCCUGGAGCAUCUCCUUUCGGACCGAAUCUCAGCCUCCACAGGAUCCUUUCUGCUCGGAUUCUCUUACAUCGCCCCCCACCUGAAUAACCUCUACUUCCUGUCCCUGUGUGGCCGCUAUGGGGUCUACACUGUGGUUCGCUGGCUGUUCUUUCUCAAACUCAUCCUCAGUGUCAUCAUGCUGCUGGCAGGACCAGACCAGAUCUACUUGCUGUGUAUAUUUAUAGCCAGUAAUCGUGUGUUCACUGAGGGGACCUGCAAGCUCUUGAACCUGGUGAUCAGUGACCUGGUUGAUGAGGAUCUUGUGAUGAACCGUCGGCAGCAGGCAGCCUCCGCGCUGCUGUUUGGCAUGGUCGCCUUGGUAACCAAGCCGGGACAGACCUUUGCACCGCUCAUCGGGACCUGGCUGCUGUGUGUGUACACAGGAUAUGACAUUUUCCAGCGAGACCCUUUGCAGGAAGUGGUCCGCACCCAGGAGCUGUGGAACCCUGCCUGGUUCAGCACUCUGCGACAGGGCUGCUUCCACCUGCUGAUCUUCAUUCCCAUCACCUGUGCCGUCCUGCAGCUGCUGGCCUGGUCCCAGUUCUCACUGCACGGCAAGCGCCUGCAGAGCAUAAAGCUACAGAGGCAGAGUGCUUCACAGGAACUUCCCAUCGAUGUGAAAGAUAUCUGAUCAAAACUUUAAACCACUGCCAAAGCUGGAGGGGCACCGCUCGUGCGUGUGUGCGUGUAAACCAAACCUGCCUUAUUUUGAUAGAAUAAACACUCCAUUCCAGUUCAAUUUAAAUAUGGACCACAGACUAUGGACCAAAAAAUGGUGUUACUCAAGCUUGGAUGUUUUUAAGGUGUAAAAAGAGCAUGUAUUUGUCCAUGUCUCUGUCUGGAUUGUGCUGUCCGAGUGCAAGUCAGUUGAGCAGCACCACCUCUUUGAUUGAACGGCUGUUACACCCCGUCCACGUCGUGUAAGUUACAGCCGUUUGAGAAUACAUGCAAUUACAUUAGUGUGCCAAAACUAACUUUCUAGAUUUUUAAAAAUGAUAUUUUUUUUACGCAUUUUUAAAAUGAUCUGUAGAUCAUAGAACAAGAGCACACACAUCUGUAAACCAGUGUAUGAAACAUGACCGUUUGUGUAUAUAGAUAGAUAGAUAGAUCGAUCUCGCUGUCUAUCUCUCUACACACCUGUUUGUUAUGUUAACAAACUUACCCUAAAACCUUGAAGAAAUGAUUCAGUGCUACAGGGCUGAGUGUGUCAGACAGGUAACCUGCAGCCUUGUUCGUUUUAUAGUUUUACUUUAAAAAAAUGUAUUUUAACCCUUAACCCUUUUAUUUAUUUUAAAUUAAUGAAUAAGGGAUUUAUGUGGAUUCAGUUUGGUUGCUUUUGUAUCUCACACAACCUGAUGAUGUCUGGAUAAACAUGUUUGUAUAACAUUUUAUUACAUUCAUAUUAAAAAGGGUAAAAAAACCCAAACAUUAUUUGAAACCA
This is a messenger RNA of Acipenser ruthenus (sterlet), 2837 nucleotides long. RefSeq names its product transmembrane protein 180-like. The coding region runs from base 504 to 2027 and encodes 507 amino acids. The record is from RefSeq and is a predicted model, not a curated record. The transcript has 9 exons. Lineage: Eukaryota; Metazoa; Chordata; Actinopteri; Acipenseriformes; Acipenseridae.